AUGUUCAACACACUCAUUACCGUUUCCCUCCUCGCAUCCCUCUCCAUCCAAGGCGUUUUCGCCGAUUUCGCUGUCUCCCAGCCAGAAUUCACCCAGUGUCAAGAGGCGAAAUUCAGCUGGCAGAAGACGAAGGGGCCAUACAACAUCCUCAUCACCAAGGCCUCUGACCCAUGUGGCGACGCACUUGCCGACCUUGGGGAUUUCGAUAGCACAACUGGUGCAUGGAAGGUAGCCCUCCCAGCUGGAAUCAAAGUUCAGCUGUCCAUCGAAGACGUGGACGGUGAAGAGGCAUGGACUGAGACUAUCACUGUCAAGGGUAGUAAUGAUGCGUCCUGUGUCCCCCCUGCCCUCCUCGCCCUAGGCUCUUCAUCUGCCGUUUCCUCUGGUGCUGCUUCUACAAGUACUGGGUCAUCAUCGGUUCCUGCUAUUGCAGUAGGCGGUACAACUCUUGUCGUUCCCGCUGCUACGCAAACCACUGUCGCCACGUCUUCCGUCGCGCCUACCCCCGUUGGUGCCGCGAACGCCGGUUCCGAUCCCUUCUCCAAGGCAGCCCAAAACUCUGCUUCGGCCUUUCACACAACGAGCAUUUCCGCGAUGGUGGUCUCCGCCGUCCUGGCCGGCCUUGUUCUCUCCCUGUGA
Molecule: messenger RNA, 639 nt
Organism: Pleurotus ostreatus (oyster mushroom)
Lineage: Eukaryota; Fungi; Basidiomycota; Agaricomycetes; Agaricales; Pleurotaceae
Exons: 5
Coding region: 1-639 (212 amino acids)
Source: RefSeq, a predicted model, not a curated record